Messenger RNA from Magnusiomyces paraingens, 1071 nucleotides. RefSeq lists its product as uncharacterized. Lineage: Eukaryota; Fungi; Ascomycota; Dipodascomycetes; Dipodascales; Dipodascaceae. Gene Ontology annotation, molecular function: protein binding. Gene Ontology annotation, biological process: ribosomal large subunit biogenesis. The coding region runs from base 1 to 1071 and encodes 356 amino acids. The record is from RefSeq and is a predicted model, not a curated record. Gene Ontology annotation, cellular component: nucleolus; preribosome, large subunit precursor. The transcript is spliced from 2 exons.
AUGACAAACAAGGAAGCUCGUCACACAAAAUGCGAUGAAAUAGCUAAAAGACAUGCAGUUUGGAUAAGUGAUCUCCAAUUCCUUGAUAUUGAUCGACCGUUUCAAAGUUCAAAGGAUGGAUUGAGAAUUGCUGUAAGUACUCGCUAUGGCGAGAUUCUUUUAUAUGAGACCCAAAUAUCCUAUCACCCUAUUAUUCAAGUAUUAGCAAGCUUUUAUCCAUUGAUCCAAUUAUGGUUUGGAGGAAACGAAAAGGAAUUGCUUUUUAGUGAUACUCAGUUUAAUGUCGGAGUUUUUGAUUCAGUAACUGGAAAAUCUAAAUUAAUUUUAACUGGUGAAUCCAGUUCACGCAUUUUGUCAAUGAGCGCCAAUUAUCUACCACAUAAAUCUGGCAGAGAUGGCACUAGAAACACAAAGAGAUCUUUGAGUAACAAUUCUCAACCUAAAACUGAAACAUUUAGUGAAACAUCACAUCAAAAUAUCUUUGGAACUCUUAGAAACCAAGCAUUUCCUUUUCAUUCGGAGGAAGCAGACAUUCAGUCCGUAGAACUUCGAGAUUUAGGGAUACAAGCCUCAGGCCUCUUAAAUACGACCAUUACAACUCUCCAAACAAAUAACCAUUCUAAUUCCCAAUUAGUUUCUGAAAGAUCUCAGCAUCAAAGUCUAACAAGUACAAGUACAUUAGUAACAAGAAACAUUCAUGGCGAUUUGUGUAAUAAUGCUAGCGAAACAGAUUCUGCUAGUAUCACUCCAGAUAUGGUUAUUACAAAUAAUGAGGGAAACAAUAUAAUCGAAUCUCAACCAAUUCUUCUUGCAACUGGAGGUCUUGAUUCGUAUCUACGUAUAUUUGACUCUGAAACAGGCCAAAUGACUUCAAAGAUAAAUAUUGAUUCCAAAAUCUCUAAAGUUCUAAUUAUUGAUCCAAAUCCAAUCGAAAAUAAGGAUUUACUCGGUGACUUCAAAACUGAUCAGAUUAAAUUAGAAAACUAUACAUUUAAAAGAAAAAAAGACGCAUUAGAUAUUGAAACUGUCAAAUCCAAAAAAAUGAAAACAAAAAAUGAAACAGCACACUAG